This is a messenger RNA of Solanum lycopersicum (tomato), 1091 nucleotides long. Its product is annotated as peroxisomal membrane protein PMP22. Gene Ontology annotation, cellular component: membrane; cytoplasm. The record is from RefSeq and is a predicted model, not a curated record. Lineage: Eukaryota; Viridiplantae; Streptophyta; Magnoliopsida; Solanales; Solanaceae.
AAUUUGGCUGUUUUAGAUGGUCCCACGCAACGUGUGCCAAAAUUAGAAGCAGAUUCACCAAAUUGGUCUCAAUGUAAUGGAAGUCAAAGAAGCUAGUGAGUAAAGUAUAAAGAUCGAAUCUGUUCGUCUUCUCAAAUCUUGAAGGUGAACAAAGUGAAGGAAGACAAGGAAGAAUGGGGUCGAUAGCGAAAAAGGGUCUCCAACAGUACUUGCUACAGCUUCAGCAACACCCUUUACGAACAAAGGCAAUAACGGCGGGAGUGUUGUCGGCGAUCAGUGAUUUAGUGGCUCAGAAGAUCACUGGCAUUCAGAAGCUUCAAGUUAGACGCCUUCUUCUCAAAGUGCUUUUUGGUGUUGCCUAUCUUGGACCAUUUGGGCAUUUUCUUCACUUAUUACUGGACAAACUUUUCAAGGGGAAGAAAGACAAGAGUACAGUUGCCAAAAAGGUGUUGCUGGAACAAAUUACUGUGUCACCCUGGAAUAACUUGCUUUUCAUGGUUUACUAUGGAAUGGUUAUUGAAAAAAGACCCUGGAUCCAGGUGAAAUCUAAUAUCAAGAGAGAAUAUCCAAAAGUGCAGUAUACGGCGUGGGCGUUUUGGCCAGUUGUUGGGUGGGUAAAUCACUUGUAUGUUCCUCUGCAAUUAAGAGUAGUCUUUCACAGCAUUAUUGCAUGUUGCUGGGGAAUAUUUUUGAAUCUACGUGCAAGGUCGAUGGUCUUGAAAAAGGCUUGAAAUCCUCCAAGUUGAUAUAUGAACAUGGAAACAUCUCCUUGUGUUAGUUGAAUUGAAAAUGGUAGCUUGGAAUUGCUUAUUCUGUUUUGAUUUUCAUGUUUUCGCUGAUUCCUUCAGAACCAAGACAAAGUUCAUUUAGCGAUAAAUUGGUUGUUGUCCCUUUUCAUUGGGCAAGUGCAUAGGCAGAAUGUUGCACCCAUGGUAAUGUGAAAAGUUGUCUGUUAGGAAAAAAAAACAAUGCUUUUCAAAUGUGACUUAAAAAAACAAGAUUGUGGCAAGUGAUGACAGUGAAUUAUGUUUCACAAUUCAACAUUGUUAAUGUGGCCAUAUUACUUUGGCAUUUGGCCAAAUUGAAACUGA